AUAUUCUUUUCAACAAUACUUCAAAUUUUUGCAACAGAGGAUUACUUAACUUGGUGGCAAUCUCUGUGUCUCUUUGUGUUUGUCUUAUGGGAGAGAUUGGUAAUUUGACUUCUCUGUUUAUUGUUAAACCCAACAAAGGAAACUUUUCAUGCAAUACAGAUACUGACUUCAGUGCUUCUGACAAAAGUUUUGAGUUUCUCUCAAUAAGGAAAAUUUGAGAAAUUAAUGUAUUAAGGGCCCCUUUUGUAUAGCUCUCUUCUUUAUUCCAUCUUGUCCAAUCCUUUCUUCACUUGAAUCAUGGUGUAUUGGUACUGCAUAGCUGUAAGCCAAGCUUAUAGGAUUUGAAGGCUAAAGAUAUUUUCUGCCCCCUGCUUCUCUGGGCCAGAAGCCAAGGAACAGGUCUGGGACAUGACAGCUGAAAUCAACUGUGUAUAAGCUUUGAUAGAUGAAAGGGCGUGUUUAGGACCACAAUGAACGAGCUUGAUUCAGAGAGAUCGACAUCGACGCAAUGGAACACGUAUACUAAUUUAGACCCCAGUCCAUCUCAGACAGGAGCUCCAUGGAAAAGCUUUGGGAAUUCCAUGAAUGCCAUUUCUUUUGGUUUCGUAGCGACGGCUAUCUUGAUAUCAAUGUUUCUUAUCAUGGCAAUCUUUGAACAUCUGUUCCGGCCAAACCCUUCUUUCUCUUCACCUCAGGAAGUGAGGAACACUUCUCCAGAAUCAGGAGUACCCCCACAGAAACUUGGGGAUCUACAAACAGCACCGACGUCUCAUGCAUCCGAUUUUUCAGUGGUGAUGCCAGGACAGCAAUAUCCAAGCUACAUUGCUCAACCUGCUCCUCUCCCUUGUCCGAGGGAAGGCAUUUGUCGGCCGUCCCAUGAACAUAAUAUUGUAGGUCUCUGUUGAGAGUGCAAUAGGUACAUAGUACAUAUUUAAGUAAUCAUAUAUAUAAGUACAGAGAAUGAAUUAGUCA
Messenger RNA from Tripterygium wilfordii, 972 nucleotides. RefSeq lists its product as uncharacterized. The record is from RefSeq and is a predicted model, not a curated record. Lineage: Eukaryota; Viridiplantae; Streptophyta; Magnoliopsida; Celastrales; Celastraceae. Bases 471 to 905 code for a protein of 144 amino acids. The transcript has 4 exons.